Molecule: messenger RNA, 987 nt
Organism: Hepatospora eriocheir
Lineage: Eukaryota; Fungi; Microsporidia; Hepatosporidae
Source: the annotation of a GenBank genome assembly
AUGGAGAUUAAAACUAAAGUCGUCAGAGAAGUUCUUAAACAAUUCUACUUUAUAGUUCUAUUUGAUUUAAAAGUUAUUAAAAACUCUUUCCAAUAUAUAUAUGAAUUAUUUAAUGAAGGGGGAUGUAUCGAUUUAAAUAUUAUAGUCCACUGUCCCAUUUUUCUAUGCAUGGUAUUUUGUAUUAUAAUAGGAUUAAUUGCUUCUCAUUAUUAUGUUAAAGACAUUGCUGUACAUAUAAAUCAGGGGUUCUUUAUUAACGAAUUUUUAGUUAUAUUGUUUUAUGUAUUUAAUUCCUUUGAAAAAAAAAUUGAAUCAGAAGAAAUGCAAAAUUUAAAACCUUUAGUUGAUAAUUUUAUAAAUAAAGAAAUAAGUUAUAUAAAUGCGGAUUCUGAUUUAGACUUAAAAAUAACAUUUGUAAAUACAUUGUUAUGUGAAAAGUUUGAAAAGAAUAAUAAGGGGUGUUUAAAAGAAACAUAUUUAUUUUGUGUAGAAUUGUUAAUUUAUAUGAUUAUUUCUAACUUUUCCAAUGGGUUAAUAAGCACUGAAAAGACUUUAAUAUUAUUUAUUCUAAUAAUUAUGAGCCUGAAAACAUGUUUAAAAGCCUUUUUAGAUAAUGAUGAAACAAUAAUUGUAUAUCUUAAAAUGAGUGAGUGUAAUAUUUUUUAUUUAAUAACCUGUGUUAUUAUAUUUAUUCUAUCCUUGUUUGUAAAACUUGUUCGAGAUGUUUUAGUUAAUGUAAUUCUAUCUGUUUUUUACAGUAUUAUUUUAAGUCUUCUUAUUUCAUUUAUUUAUUAUGAAAAAUAUGAAUUUUAUAGCCGUUUAAAAUUACUUUUAUUAGAUGAAGAUGUUUUAAUAAGAAAUGUAAAUUUUAUUAUUUCUGAUAAAAAAUUUGAAAUUGAAUUUAUAUUUAUGGGGUGUUUUAUACUUUAUCUUAUUACUAUAUUUCUUACAUGGAGAUUAUUUUGGAAGAAAAAAAUAAUUGUUUAA